This is a messenger RNA of Xyrichtys novacula (pearly razorfish), 1045 nucleotides long. NCBI's taxonomy places the organism in Eukaryota, Metazoa, Chordata, Actinopteri, Labriformes, Labridae. The record is from the annotation of a GenBank genome assembly.
UGCUCUUGAUUGGUUAUCCCCAAAUCAGGCACGUGUUCGACCAGGCUUGAAAUAUGUAAUUUACUCUGCGUGUUAGUCUCUCGCUGCACUUCAAGACGGAGAGGGGAUACCUUGAUAUCUUGAGUUUGUGUGACAGGUGGAGUUUCAGCUUCUUCAUCAUCAUGGUUGAGCAGUUUGUUGGAAACUGGACCCUUGCCUCCAGUGAGAACUUUGAUGAAUACAUGAAGGCAAUAGGUAAAGUACCGUUUAAUUCAUGUUACAUUGUGAGGGACUGGGAAAACUGUUGUUAAAGGGGUUCAAAUAUUGUGUGGGAGGUUCAGCAAACAAACAGGAAAGUCGUGCAAAGCAGUUUCAGCCUCGCAAACUAACAGCAUUUUAAAUAUCUUUUCAACUUAAUUGUGUUCAAGGUGUGGGCUUCGCCACUCGACAAAUGGGCAACAUGGCAAAGCCAAACCUGGUGAUCAGCGUGGACGACUCUGGCGUGAUUUCAAUGAAGUCUGAGACCACUUUCAAGACCACAGAGAUCAAGUUUAAGCUAAACGAGGAGUUUGAAGAGACCACUGCGGACGGUCGAAAAACAAUGGUUGGUCACACAUUUUAUUAUUUUCGGUUCUUCUUCUUCCUAUGUGACGAGUCUAACCGGCUGAUGUGAUUUCAGACCACCUUUACCCUGGAUAAUGGUAAACUUGUGCAGCUGCAGGCGUGGGAGGGGAAGAAAACUACACUAGAGCGAGAGAUCCAGGAUGGGAAACUGACAGCUGUGAGUAAUUGGGAUAAUGAAAGUGAAGAGCAUGCAAGAUCAGAUACUUUUAUUUUCAUGAGCAGCCUCAUCUAACCUUUAGAGAAGUGUCCUAUAAGUAACUUUUUUUUCUAAAUGCUGUCUCAACAGAAAUGUAUCAUGGAUGAUGUUGUUGCAGUGAGGACCUAUGAAAAGGGAGCUUAAUUUGUUUGAACAUCUAGGUCGUUGAGCCUGGGACCAUCAAGACACCAAAUCGAUGUGCUUUUGCCCACAACAUGCCAAUAAAGUCUCAACUGUGAUGCUGAA